AAGAGGAGAAGGAGACUCAGGAGAGGAAAAUUUCUUUACUUUGGAGUACUUGCAGUUGAACCGCCCAGCUACUCACACACACACACACACACCGACAGACUAAUGCUCCUGCUGGAUGGACCGACGGCGUUUACAUCCACUCUUCCAGCUGUGCACAUGUGAGACUGACCUGUGUGAGCAGACAUGCAGUUCUACUACAUGGGGGACCACACGUGGGGGACCAUGUUAGGCCAGAGUGUUCGGUUGCAGCCGGUUCCCAUCCAGAGUCUGUCAGAGCUGGAGAGAGCCAGGUUACAGGAAGUUGCAUUGUAUCACCUGGAAGAGAGAGAUUUGGACUUCAAGAUCAGCAUUCCCAGAGAAAUACGCAAACGAAGAAAAUCUCUGCGCAGGAAGUUUGACUCCUUUUCAAAGGAAAAGAAAGAGCGUGAAACUGCACCUAAGGCAUUUGGAAUCCCACUCUUCCAGGUCAUUGCUAAUGACCGGGCCUACAAACUGCGUCAGGAUGCCCUGAAGGAGAGCAGGCGUGACUGUCUGGACUUAGAGGCCAGUAUCCUGCACUUUAGGGCAGAGAAGAGACAAUUCUUCAAUGGGAACAAGUCUCUAGUCAGCUCCUCAUCAAUCACAGGAGGAGGCCCAGGCUCGUCGUCUACAAACUCUGUGGCUCCUGCACCUGUUUUUGACACCCAGAACAAACCAUUGUCACCCACAUUUCUGGAUAACACUGGCAGAGGACAAAGGAGGGGUGGUCUGUCAGUGGACUGCAUCUCCGACCUCGUAGAGAGUCAGUCCCGCCUGCUGGAGGCGCUGCAGCUCUCCCACCCAGCCGAGCUGGAGCUGAAGAAAUCGUCCUCAGAAGGAAGGACGCAGACCAAGCUCAGCCUCAACCCCAUCUACAGACAGGUGCCUCGGGUGUUGGAGAGGUGCUGCAGUCACAUUGAGACCCAUGGUCUUCAGACUGUGGGCAUUUUCCGAGUUGGGAGCUCUAAGAAGAGAGUAAGACAGCUGCACGAUGACUUCGACAUGGGGGUGGACGUCCAGCUGGACGAAGAGCACAGCGUGCAUGACGUGGCAGCUCUGCUGAAAGAGUUCCUGAGAGACAUGCCCGAUCCUCUGCUGCCCCGAGAGCUGUACCCUGCAUUCCUGCAUGCCAACCUGCUGAGGGGAGCAGACCAGCUACAGUACCUUCAGCAUCUUCUCUACCUCCUCCCACCCUGCAAUUGCGACACGCUGCUGCGCCUCCUCUCCUUGUUACACACCGUGCAGAGCUUCGCCCAGGACACCAUAGGGACCAACGAUGAGGAGAUCCCUGGUAACAAGAUGACGGCUGCUAACCUGGCGGUGAUCUUCGGGCCCAACCUGCUUCAGAGGGAACGAAGUGGAGACGUGAGUCCUCAUGCAAUGGGGAUCGAGGACAGCACCGCGAUCAUCAGCGUCACUCUGGUGCUCAUACAGAAUCACCGGAGGCUCUUCACGGUGUCUGCAGACCUGCAGCAGGAGGUCCUGAUGAGUCUGAUCCAGACCGACCCGGACGUCAUCGACUACCUGCUACGGAGGAAACUCAGCGGCAGUCACCUGACUGUGGAAACCAACAGCGAGUCGGGGGGUCGUCGGGACACGGGGGCGUCACUGGACUCUGUGGGAGCUUCCAGUGGAAGUCUGUCCCCACUGGAGCCCCCCUCACCGCUUUUCACCCCAGACAGGAACGGUGGUGAAGGCAGCCUGUCCAGCGAGGUCUUCCUCAAUGUCCUGAAACUGAACCAGAACAGGAAGAGACAGGAGAUGAGAUAUGGUGAGGUCCCCCCGGGCAAAUCCAUCCGUCACAUGCGUCAGUUCCACUCCCACCACAACCUGCUCAGCCUGGCCCAGUCCUCAUCUACUUCUAGGCUCCACAGUCAGGAUGGUGACCAGCAGGAGCGCCGGGGGCCGCUGGGCUCGGCUCUAGCCUUCACUCUGAGCAGCGGAGGAAGCUGCUCCAGUCUGAGCGGCUUGAGUGAGAGCAGCAUCUGGGUGAGGCAGGUGCCGCAGGAGGACAGCAAACCAUCACCGGCCUCUAAUUUCUGGGACUUCUUCACCGGGAAAGGGUCCGGCUCAGAGACGAUGAAAUAGUGACUAUUUUUUCUCUAACCUACCUUCCAUCUGCCCCGGUCAACCUCUGCCACAGCCUCAGUACGUGCAAAAGAAUGUGUGAAACAAAGCAACAAGGGCUGCUUUCUUAAGAACCUUCAAUCCUGGGUUGCACAGCAGAUAAUCAUUAGUAAUGAAGAUGUUGCUUUUUACUAGAUUUGGUUGAUAAAUAAUGCAUCACUUUAUUUAAGGGGAAUCUGUGUUUGAUUUAAAGUUAAAGAGUGAUAGUUCGUUAAAAAGUGAUGACAGAAUGGCAGAACCAGUCAUUAAACUGAGCCAGAUUAUGUCUGCACUGUCCUGCAGAAGUAGCUAGGAGAAGUCCUGCAGUCCUGUAAAACAAAGCAAAAACAUAAAUAUCCUCUUUUAAUUCUAAUCUUUUACUUAUAAGAACAUAUUGUUUUUUAAUCAUUUAAAGCUACAACCUCAAAAGAAGAACAGCCAAUAAUCAUUUUCAUCAAAUUUUCGACAAAUGCAGAGGCAGUGUGUGAAAAACCAAGUCCACCCUUACCCUUUUAAUUCCAGUAGCAGGUAGCAGCCACAUGCUGCUGUUCAAAUACAUCUGAUUAUCUGAUCACUGAGGUUAUAAGUUCAUUUCCCAGCUAAGAGAAAGAUUAACAGGUGGAAAACAUUCAAGGCAGCUUCCAAUCUUCCUAGGAUGUCCCAGGAAUCCCAGUUAUGAUCAGAAAAGCUGCAAGGAGAGUAAAAACAUGUCAGAUACUCCAGGCCCCAGUAAGCAUGUUAAAUGUUAAAGUACAAUUAGAAAAAGGGCUUAACAAGUACGGAUUGUUUGGAAGGGCUGCAGGAGGAAGGCUCUUCUCUCUGAAGAGAGCACGUCAGCAUGGAUUUAAACUAACAGUCAAAAAUCUGGAAACACUCGAUUUAAUGGGUUAAAUGUGUUCAAACCUUUGAUUAGCACUGCACAUCUGUAGAAACUACAAAGCUUCUGGAGCAAUUUCCUUCGGACAGAUAAAGUGGAGAAGCUUGGUCAUAAUGCACUGCAGCAUGUUUGGAGAAAAGCAAACACAACAUUUCAGCAUAAACACCUCAAACCAGCUGUGUUUGUGCUUGUUAGCAGCCACAAAACCACAUGGAGACUCUUAAUUCCUCUAUAUACCAGAAUAUUCUAGAGGCCAUCUGCCUGACAACAAUGAUCCGAAACAUUUUGUGGUGAAAAAGCAAACAAAGCAAAUCUCAAUGAACUGAAGAAACACUGGAAAGAAGGGGAGUUUUUCCUUGCUGCCUCUGCGUUAUGGCUCAGUUUUGAUAAAAAAAAAAAAAAAAACAGGGUAAUAAAAGUAAAAUAUAAAACCUAAUUGGAAGAUUUUGUACUUGCUUCACAUGCCUGUACGUCACAUUUGUCUUUUAGCUUUGGUCCUUGUCAUUUCAGAUUCUUGUAUUGUUCUUUUGUUUGUUUUUUCCACUUCUUAGAGGUCCAGUGUUGGUUUCUAUCAUGCCGAGGUCACCGUUCAUCCUGGUCUUCUACACGGCAACAAGCCUUCAUGCUGAUGUCAAACUCAAAAUUCACAUUCGACAGGUCAAUUAUAUUUAAAAAAUGAAAGGAAACAAACAUGGAUGCCUGAGAAAACAUAAACUUCAGAUCUUACAAUAUUUUGCUGACAUGUGUGUAAUUAACCUUUGCCAAAAAAAAAAAAAAAAAAAGGUGUUGACUUCCAUGUCUUUGUAUUGAGAAUAUUCAGUAUUUUACAAGCAGACGUUUUUUUCUGUGUCCUGCUUCUUUUGU
This is a messenger RNA of Melanotaenia boesemani (Boeseman's rainbowfish), 3865 nucleotides long. It is a transcript of the gene arhgap36, whose product is annotated as Rho GTPase activating protein 36. Gene Ontology annotation, biological process: signal transduction. Bases 184 to 2106 code for a protein of 640 amino acids. The transcript is spliced from 13 exons. NCBI's taxonomy places the organism in Eukaryota, Metazoa, Chordata, Actinopteri, Atheriniformes, Melanotaeniidae. The record is from RefSeq and is a predicted model, not a curated record.